ACACACUUUUGGUAUUUUUUUGCACUCUUGCACACUUUUGCACUGUGAUAAUCAGAUAAUGGAGCUAUUUUUUCAGUUGCGAUAAUGUCAUCACGAAUAAUCUUGAUUCCGAACGUGAUCAAAUGAAUUUUCCACCAUUAUUUCGUAAGGUUUUAGUCGUUUCAUGUGAUCUUUAACGUCGCUUUCGCUUCUUGUAGAGCGUCCAUGUUUCGAGCGAUGUUCAGCGGUUUCUGAGCAAUGAACAACACCACCAUGAAGCAAGUGUUCGACGAUUUGGAAUCGAAUAAUCCGGAGUUGGUGGAGGCAUUCAAAACGAAAAUCAGAGAGCAGUUCAGAAAAACUAAUGAUCCAUGGCUAAUGAACGGGGUUUACGAUUACCAUUUGAGAACUCAGUCGCAGAGAGCUGUCGAUGUGCUGGCGAAUGUGAGCGAACCUCAUGACGGAUUUUUUCUCAAAAAAAUGGUGGAGGGAUUAAAAGGUCCUACUACGAGGUUGCAACAUCUUUCAUUACUCGGUUAUUUAGUGAGAAGAAGACCUAUGUGGAUUUAUAAGAUCUUUCAGCACGAAGUUUUGGCUCAAUUAUUAUAUAUUUUAAAAGUUGAAAGCGAAAUUGUUACUAUCGUAUCGGCGUUAUUAAUUUUAAACAUACUGAUUCCAUUGGUGCCUAUUUCGGUCGGAUCGAUAUUGCCAGAUAUAUUCAGCGUGUUCAGCAAAUUGGCUGCCCGGAAUUGUAACUCGAAUAAUUAUCAGGAUGCUCAACUCGUACAUCUGCAAAUUUCGCUUUACACGUUAUUUCAUCGCUUGUACGGAAUGUUUCCAAAUAACUUUAUUAAUUUUCUACGUAAGGAGUACAUGACGAACGAAACGUAUCCUGUAUUUAGUCACACCGUCAAGCCGAUGCUCGACACGGUACGAGUUAAUCACUUGUUGAUCACCGGUGAUGAGAACUGGGAGAAAUCAUCGGAAAGGUGGCGUAAUGUCGAACCUCACGAUAUCAUCGUUGGUUGUGCUAAUUUAUUGAUGAAUGGCGGAAAUUCGGGCUCUAAAGAGUUCAAUCAACGAAAUGUUUACGAACCAAAAGCUGUCUUCAAUUGUGGUGAUCUGUUAGGCGUUGUGAAAGUGACCGGAAAGCAAACCGUGGCUGAGUAUUGUAAAGAACUUGGUAAAGGUGCCGAUGAUCCUACUCUGUUGAGUCCAAGUGUCAGAUUUUUAGAAAACAGACCACCGGAAUCGGUUCCUGCUCAAAUACCAUUAACACCUAUAAUUCGAGGGUUUGAAGUAAGCUCACCUUAUUCGGAACAUGAAGGUUCUUCGCCCCCCGAAGCAGCUGUAGAAGCGACGCCGGAAACGACACCAAUUCGGGAAUGCCUGACAACGACGAAUGCUUCUGGUCUAUUUUCCGCAGCUGGUCGUCCGUUGGCUUCUUUUAUCAAAGACCAUAUACAGCAAGGUGCUAUAGUUCCUAUGAGCGAGCGUUCUUUCCCUACCUCGCCGAUCAAAAAAGACUCACCGACUGUUCGUCAUUCUGCUCCGGAAAUCAUAUUGCAUGGCUCGCAAUUGACGUCGUCUCGUAAAAUCAAUAUGCUGUUAACUGAUCGUAAUCAGGCUAGUGACCCCAAUAACGUAAUCGAGUUGAAACCAAUCGUCAGUGACGCUGCUAAAAACACAAAUGAUCUCAUUAGUGAAAACCGUACACAAUCUGUGAUCUCAUCGGUGAAUACUUCCAAGUCCGUGAACUGCGUUAGUGAUAGGAAAGAAAAUGGUACCGCCAGUGUGGAAAAAAGCGACGUUGCUCCAGACUCAGUCGAAGAAUUCGACCCUUGCGCUUUGGAAAAAUCCGGAUCUCCUUGUUCUUCGGGCGGUUUGCAUAUGCCCGAUCAAAAAUUAAUGGGUAAUUUCGCUCUAUACAUGCAGCAUAUGCGGCAUCGACAACACAGUCAAUGUACUUCCGAUUCAGAACGAUUUAGCCCCAGCAAUAGUCCUCAAGAUCGAGUGAAUUAUUUCAAAAAUUCUAAAGUACGUAGAACAAACAGCUGUCCGGAAAUGAAGAAGGAUAGUCCGAAUUCGACGACGUUAUCUUCCGAUAGCCCUGUACUAGAAGAACGAGACGAAAACGAAGAAUUCUACGAUAACAAAAAGUAUAUAUCAACGCGCCGAAAAUCGAAAAAAUCCACCCCAACGAAAGUUACCGUCGAAACGCAAACCGAAGACUUGCCUUCGCAGCCACAAUACCCUUACGAGCAUCUAUUCUUAGACGUGUUCCCACCGCUGCAUCCUCCAGCGGAUGGGCAAUCAUCGCCUACUGCAAGUGUGAACUCGCUGGAAGAACGAGCUCCGUUGGCUAAAGUUUUUGAGAAAGUCAAUACACCCAGUAAAUUACUUCAGACAUAUAUCGAUACCGCGGCGUCAUGUUUUGACGAUAGAUUAGCUAUACGUGAUACGUCUAGACCGCCAUCGAUAGGUGAGGUUUUGGAGAAUAAAUAUUUAUUGGAUCAGUUGAGAUUGAUGGGUGUUGCUUUGCAACUCGAGGAACAUAAACGUGAAGUGCACGCGGAACGAAAUCGACGUCUUUUACCUCGAUCUAGACGGAAUAAAACACUCGAAGAGCAUAAUAAUAUUUUGAUAGCUCAAGUGACAGAUCUGCAGAAACAAGUAAAACACUGUCAGGAAGAAGUAACUAAAAUCAUACACGAAAAAGAAGCUCUGAUUGAACAAGAAAAACGCAACUGCACGCACUGGCGCACACAAUUCGGUACCUUACAACAAGAACACAAAACUCUGACCAGCCGUUAUCAAAACGUAGAAGCGCUGCUGAAAGAGGAGAGAGAUUCGAACGAGCAGAAUCUCAAACAAUUGAACGAUACACGAGCUACGUUAUGUGAUAUUACCAACGACCUUGAGAGUUGUCGAAAAGAUGCGAUGGAAGCGAAAGAUUUACGACGUACGAUAGCCGAAUUACAGCAUGAGAUGACCAAAGCUGGUGAAUUAAUCACGCUUUAUAGAAAUCGACUCAUUGAAGCCUGUCUUCCGACCGAUGAUAAAGUAACAACCGAGAGUACGAUCCAUUCGCUGAUAGAUGAAAGGAAUAGAUUAAUGAAGAUUAUUAGCGAUCAACGAAUUUCAUUAGAAGCCACUCAGAAGACGCUUGACUUGCUGCGUAAAAAUACGAAAGAUAAAGAGAAUCAAGUUGGAGUAUUGAGUGAUGAGUCUGUAUCGUCUCAGGAAACGUUGGAAACUAUUAUCAAAGAUUGGAAGAAAAAAUACGAAGAGAUGAAGGCGUCGUACGAUCAAGAAAAAAUACGCUCGGCCAAUUUGGAAUCGCAAGUGAACCGAUGUAAAUUGCUAAUGAAAUCCAACAACACGAAAAUAGCUGCUCAGAAAGACACUGGACUUCGACGAGGACUCAUUCCGCUCGCAGAUGAUGGCGGCGGAUCAAGCGGUGCUGGAUUGAAACCUGGUCCAAGUGUUCCUAAAUCGCCGAAAACUUUCGCUCACUCUGCUUCCCAGCAGGUGAAACUGACGAAAGAGUCGGAGAAAUUCCCGUCUCCGGUUUCGGACAACACGAAUCGAUCUCGAACAAGUCCGCCGAACGAUCAAUCCAAUGAGAGAGAAUCUCCGUCGCGGGCUCAGGUUGAAAACCCACCUUCACCAGCGACAACGACGCUCGUUGGUCAAGGGUCUGUCGAUGGUGAUGGGUCUGGAUCAGGCGAUGUGUUCAAAUCUAUUGUAAAGAAAAAAGGCAGAACGGAGUGUGCCGAAACAGGACAGCUGAGACCGAUUUCGUUCACUCAGUUUGAUCCGGAGCCACCGACUAGAAAAGAAUGAUGGGCUCGACGAGUGUUUUUUAUUGUGCUCUUGUGAAUGUGAGAUAUUUUAGAUAGAAGCUGCUAGUGCUGAAGUUGCUGUAUUUCUGCGUUAAUAGACUGACUCCUGGUUAAAUAUAGUUACCAGACAGGAAACAUAGAAAUGUUGGAAUUUAUAAGUGUUUUUCCUUCUUAUAUAUUUUUUUCAUUGUACUUUUUUUUUAGAUUUUUUUUUAUAAUUAUUUUUUCUUUCUUUUUUUUCCUUCUCGUUCUCUCUAUGUUUGGUCCUACCUAAUCGUUCUUUAAUUCAGUUUUCGUUUUUUUCCACGCUGAUUUUUUUCCCCUCAUUUUCUUCAAUGUGGCUGAAAAAAUAUCUACCAUUUGUUUUAACCAUUUUUCAUUAUCGUUAUUCUUCUUACUCGUACACCUGUUCCCAAUUUCACCUCGAGUUGCAUCGGUAUCAUCAUUCUGUGGAUUAAUUUAUGUUUGUUUAAUAAUGGUACCUGUGGUUUUGUUUUUUGUUCUCUUCUACAACAAACAGUUAUUCGCGACGAAGUGCUCGUAGCAUGACUGUAAUUUAGUAACAAUUUUACGUACGAAAUGUCUUGAAUUUUCUUUUUUUUAAUAAACAUAUAUCGUUAUUUUUAACGCUUUAUUUAUCACGAAAAUAUAUACAAAAUGUUUCUUAUUAA
Messenger RNA from Planococcus citri (citrus mealybug), 4495 nucleotides. It is a transcript of the gene Tsc1, whose product is annotated as Tsc1. Bases 238 to 3825 code for a protein of 1195 amino acids. Gene Ontology annotation, biological process: regulation of cell cycle; negative regulation of cell population proliferation; negative regulation of TOR signaling. Gene Ontology annotation, cellular component: TSC1-TSC2 complex. The record is from RefSeq and is a predicted model, not a curated record. Lineage: Eukaryota; Metazoa; Arthropoda; Insecta; Hemiptera; Pseudococcidae. The transcript has 21 exons.